Molecule: messenger RNA, 1806 nt
Organism: Priceomyces carsonii
Lineage: Eukaryota; Fungi; Ascomycota; Pichiomycetes; Serinales; Debaryomycetaceae
Exons: 1
Coding region: 1-1806 (601 amino acids)
Biological process (GO): DNA repair; mitotic DNA replication checkpoint signaling; DNA damage checkpoint signaling
Molecular function (GO): DNA clamp loader activity; chromatin binding
Source: RefSeq, a predicted model, not a curated record
AUGAAACAUGAAAUUAAUAAGAAACAAGAUAACGAAGAUUCGGACGAAGAUAUCAGUGAUGAAGAGGUGACUGAUCAAUAUAUUCAAGCACAUAAGAAGGCAAAAUUACCAAAAAUAGGAAGCGAUCAAUGGGUUGAGAAGUAUCGUCCAAAAAUAUCUAGAGAUAUAUGUAUUAAUCCCAGAAAAUUAAAGGAGGUGAAAGAAACGAUCUCAGACAUAGUCGAGGGAAAAGAUAAUACAAGGCUAUUAGUUCUCUCAGGCCCCGCAGGGUCAUCUAAGUCUACUACAGUCAAAGUUGUGGCGAAUGAAAUAUUCACUGGUACCUUUCGAAAUAAUCAUUACACUAAUCCAAGAGACCAAAGUUGGAUAGAAUAUAUUGAUUCUGCCGUAAUAGGAACUAAUCAAUCGGCUCAUUUCGAGGAAUUCUUGCAAGAUGCGAAAGUUGUUUCGGAUUCAUUGGUAAUUAUUGAAGAAUUGCCCAACGUAUUCAACCCACAUACUUUAGAGGUAUUCAGAAGAUCUUUGAAAGAAUGGAUUUUAAGUGAAAAUAGAAGGAACUUCCCUCUUUUAGUUCUCUGCAUUACAGAAGUUGAAGCUGCAAAUGAGACCUCAAAUUCGGAAUCUUUCAAUAUUAAUAAUAACUUGACCGCUGAAACACUUCUAGGUAAGCUAAUUUUAUCACUUCCAGAUGUUAAGCACUUAAAAUUUAACCCUAUUGCGGCCAGCUUUGUGAAGAAGACUUUGGGUCAAAUAAUUGCUAAGGAAAGUUCGACAUUCUCUGGCAUAACUAAAGCCGAAAUUAAUACUUUUCUUAGCUUAUUAUUGGAAACUGGAGAUAUCAGAGCGAUAAUAGCAAAUUUACAAAUAUGGUCUAGCUUUAAAUCACGAAGCGAAGGAAAGGAUUUGGAAUUUGAUUUCGCAAGAGAACAUAAGUUUAAUUUAUUCCAUGCGAUUGGAAAAAUAAUAUUCUCCAGCUCCAAAUUUAGAGAUAGAGAUCCCGAUGAGUCAGAUUACUUAUCUGUUCAAGCUGUCAUAGAUAGUUAUGUCAAUUCUGAGGCUCUGAUAUUGAACCUUGCUCUCAUGGAGAAUUACAAUAUUUAUAGUGCACUGGAAUUUCCUUUGAAGACGGCUGGAGCAAUUCUUGACAAUCUCAGUAUCAGCGAUGUCUUAUGUCGUAUUAAGGAAGGACCAGAUAUUGGUAUUAGGUCGACGAGGCAUGAACUUAGGAAAGUUACUUUGACUGGUAAAAAACUGCCGAAUAUUAAGUUCCCACGGAAUUUUAAAAUGGUAAGAGAGUAUAAUAAGACGAAAGAGGAAAUAAGACUUUAUCAAAGAUACAUUGGAUUUAAAAAUUCAUUCGACAACCUAAAUUUAAUUGAUGGUUGUCUUCUUCCCAGAAUAUAUAACUCUAGGAGAUAUCAAAAUGCUUCUGAAACUAAGAGCAAACUCUUGUAUGGCAGACUAGGUGGGAGAUUCAAGCAAGUAUAUGCUGAUGAAGCAUUACCGAUCGUAGAUAUCUAUGAAGACAUUACUGAAUCUGAUAAUUAUAUGAGAGACCAGUUUCAGUUAGACGUAAACCAUAAGCUAGAGAACGAAAUGUCUGAUACUGAGGAGAGCUUAAGCGAUCCAGUAGUUGACUCAGACAAUGAUUCAGAUUUGGAUCUUUUUGAUGAUUCCAUAAAUGAACAAUUGAAUAAUUUAAUAGGUCACUCUGAAGCUGUCAAGAAAAUGCAAGUCCAUAAUGAACUGGACGAUUUUCUGUCUGACUCGGAGUUAGAAAAUUUAAUAUCCCAAGGAAAACUUUAA